UCUAAUAGGUUGUAGCCGAAUGUAAUGAAGGUGCAAAAAAAAUGCAAAGAAUGGAAGAAAUUAUGCUUUUAAGUCAUCAGUUAGAGUUCAGGGAUUGUAAGGCUAUCCCAUUAAUUUCAUCAUCUCGUUGGCUGGUGAAGAAAGGAGGAGUUACUAGAUUGUUGUUCGAAGAAUCUUCUAAAUACACCUUUGGUCGUGCAGCUCGCUGCUUUAAAACUUCUGUUUACUUGUUCCUAUUUACAGACCUCCUUAUUGUGACAAAGAAGAGAAGCGAGGAAAACUACACCGUAAUAGAUUACUGCCCAAGAAACAUGCUACAAGUUGUGUCCUUAGACCAACCUCUUCCAUCACAACUUCCUUUCCGUUCUGAAAUCUGCAAAAAUUUAUUUCAGUUGAUAAUGUUAAACAAUCAUGAAGGGAAGACAGUGGAAAUGAUCUUCAGUUGCCCAUUAGAUAGUGACAGGACUCGAUGGAUUGAAGCUGUAACUCCUCCAACUUCAGAGAAUCCCAAUGAAAGAAUUUAUGAACAUUGGGACUGCCCCCAAGUACAGUGUAUCGAGAAAUAUGAUGCUCAAGAACCAGAUGAACUGUCAUUGGAAGAAUCGGAUGUUGUAAAUGUGUUUCGUAAGACAGCUGAUGGGUGGUAUGAAGGGGAACUGAUUAGAGAUGGAACAAGAGGGUGGUUCCCAUCAAAGCAUACAUUGGAAGUGAUCAGCUCUCACGUGAAGGCACGAAACUUACGGCAACGUUACCGGUUGCUAGUGCUAACACACACGCUAGUGGAAGAGCAACGAAAAGCUCAACUUGCUCAGCAAAAAAACAAAAAAUCCUGAAACUUGUUGAUGUUUUCAAAGAUCAUGUGGUUGUAACUCAGUUGUUAUUAUACUAAUUUUACAUUUAUUUUGGUAAUGUGAGUACUUUGGUAUCAAUUUCCAUAUCAAUUACUAUUCCCCAACUUAUUUUGUAUAAUGAACUUGUAAAGGGACCAUUUUACAGAAAUAUUUAUAUUAAUUAUUCUGUUCACAAUUGCUCAGUUUUUAUAUAUAUAUAUAACUUUCAUGUGUCAUAAGUUUAUCUACACGUUCAGUUAGUGUGUCACAAAAAAAGAAAAAAUUUAGCUUUUAGUGUUGUAAAACAGUGGCAGAUAACAAACAAGGAUAAAGUUUCCAAGAACCAGAAGCAUAUGGAAAUUAAAAGCAGGUUGGAAAAAUCCAUAUGUAUUUAUUUACCUGCACUUUUUUGUAUAUAACUCAUUAUCAAAUGACCUUCCUAAAUAAGACAAGGUAAUUUAUAACAUGUGCUGAAGCCUGGUACCUUUAAAGUACCAGGUCCAAUUUAGAGUUACUUUGCCUUUCUGUAAACAAUGGUAACUAGCUGGGAAUAUUUAACAUGUGGUACCAGACUUCUGUUGGUUGUACUGGAUAACAUUUUUCAACAAGAAAUGUAUUAAUCUUCUGUUGAAGUUUUGUAUAAAAAAAAAACAGUUGAAUGAAAUAAAGAGUAGGAACAACCAA
Limulus polyphemus (Atlantic horseshoe crab) is the source of this 1514-nucleotide messenger RNA. RefSeq names its product rho guanine nucleotide exchange factor 26-like. The record is from RefSeq and is a predicted model, not a curated record. Gene Ontology annotation, biological process: activation of GTPase activity. The transcript has 6 exons. Bases 42 to 833 code for a protein of 263 amino acids. Lineage: Eukaryota; Metazoa; Arthropoda; Merostomata; Xiphosura; Limulidae. Gene Ontology annotation, molecular function: protein binding; guanyl-nucleotide exchange factor activity.